Messenger RNA from Mya arenaria, 1421 nucleotides. RefSeq names its product carboxypeptidase B-like. Bases 45 to 1331 code for a protein of 428 amino acids. Gene Ontology annotation, biological process: proteolysis. The transcript has 13 exons. Gene Ontology annotation, molecular function: zinc ion binding; metallocarboxypeptidase activity. The record is from RefSeq and is a predicted model, not a curated record. NCBI's taxonomy places the organism in Eukaryota, Metazoa, Mollusca, Bivalvia, Myida, Myidae.
AGAUUUUUAGAAACAGCUGUUGAGGAACUACAACAAUCUAGAGCAUGCUGUUUCCGGCGAUCUGUGUCACCCUGCUGCCUUUAGCACUGGCAUUUCCUAGCCACACCAAGGUCAAAUAUGACGGACACAAAGUCCUGGAGAUUCUACACGAUACCAAGGCGAACUUCAGAAAGCUGCAAGAAAUGGAGUUAAAAUUCGAUCUGGAUAUCUGGAAAAGCGCCAAGCACGUGAAUGACACUAUGCACGUGCGCGUACCCCCGCAACACCUUGACGCUUUCCUAGGCAAUCUGAGGGACAUGAAUGUACAAGUAUCAACCUUGAUCGAGGAUGUUGAAGAGUUGCUUCAAGGAAGUGCCCAUUCCAUGGACCACAGGCGGGCCAUAUUCUCCGGCGAUAGUGGAUACGACCAUACCGCGUAUCAUGGUUAUGAAUAUAUAAUGAAGUUCCUGGAAUUUGUGCAAAACGACGCAAAGAAAUCAGCGGACGUUUCUGCCGAGCUGUUUACAAUUGGCCAGAGCUAUGAGAACCGUAAUCUUACUGGUAUACGUAUCUUCUCGACCGUCCCUGGCGUUCGCAAAAAGAUCUUCAUUGAUGGUGCCAUCCAUGCUCGAGAGUGGAUUUCUCCCGCAGCUAUUAACUACCUCAUCGAUAAGCUUGUAUACACCGCCCCUGCCGACAUCAUCGUACUGCUUGCCAGAUAUGAGAUCUACCUGAUACCUGUACUCAACCCAGAUGGCUACGAAUUCUCUCACACGAACACUAGAAUGUGGCGAAAGAACAGAAACCCGCGCAUGUCUGCCUCGUGCCCUGGUGUGGACUUGAACAGGAAUUUUCCCCACCAAUGGAAUCCCGCGAUUGGUGGUAGUACCAACCCAUGCACGGACACGUACAGCGGAAAUAAUGCAGCGUCCGAGCCUGAGACCCAAGCACUGGUCACCUACCUCAAGGCCAAUGACUUCUUUGCCUACCUGACCGUCCACUCGUACGGACAAUUCUGGCUCUUCCCGUGGGGAUAUACCAGCGAAUAUCCGACCGACCGAUAUGAGUUGGAAACAGCGGCAAACGCUGGCACGAAUGCUAUGAAUAGGGAGACUCGCAGAAAAUGGAUCGUUGGAUCUUCGACAAAUGCACUCUACGCUGCGGCUGGUGGCUCGGACGAUUUUGCCAAGGGUGACGCCAAUAUCAAAUACUCGUACACCUUAGAGUUGCCGGACGCUGGAAGGUACGGGUUCCUAUUACCAGCCACCGAGAUCGUAGAUGUCGGCAAUGAAUUGCUUAUAGGACUCAUUGCGUUUGCAAACCACUUACACUUGAACGAUGUGGUUGGCUAGUGGCACUUCAUGAAUCCACAAAGAACGAAAAGAAACAACACGGCCAUUAAUUGAAUUUUAAAAUGAAUUGCAAUAAAUGAAAAAAAACAA